Molecule: messenger RNA, 755 nt
Organism: Limanda limanda (common dab)
Lineage: Eukaryota; Metazoa; Chordata; Actinopteri; Pleuronectiformes; Pleuronectidae
Gene: siva1
Product: SIVA1, apoptosis-inducing factor
Exons: 4
Coding region: 54-566 (170 amino acids)
Biological process (GO): extrinsic apoptotic signaling pathway
Molecular function (GO): CD27 receptor binding
Source: RefSeq, a predicted model, not a curated record
CAAACAAAGUGUAGAAGUGUGACGUACCUCGCCACUUUGUUUUAGCUGCGAAAAUGACGAAAAGAGCCUGUCCGUUCCCCGAGACCUUCUCCUCCCAGUACAAAGUACACAUCCGACAACAGGAGCUCAACAACCUCGGCGUGUUUGGGAACAAAUACCGGCAGGAAACCUACGAGAAGACAAAGAACUUGCUCUUCAUGGGAGCCAAGGCUGUGAUGGGCAGACUCUGGACCGGGGAGGAGAAGACCACCGAGCCCCAGGCAGCAGGACCAGCGGAGACCCCCUCCUGUAGCCAGACCCUGCUGAGAGGACAGACACUGAUCGGACACGACGGGAGACUGACGCGAGUCAACGCUGCGGCAGGUGCACCUGUGGUCCCUGCAGGCUGCUGUGUUUGUCAGAAGAGCCAAGGCGCCAGGACUCCGUGCUCCCAGUGUGACCGUCCAGCGUGUUCCUCCUGUACCCGCCAGUGCUCCAGCUGCUCCAGCCCCUGCUGCUCUGUCUGCACCAUCAUAGAUUACAGCGGACAAUAUGAAGAGGUACUGUGCUGCAGCUGCUCGACAUAAAGGACUGAUCAGGAGUUUAUGCUUGACGAUGUAUCUAAUGUACAUGUAGUUAACUCACAUAAGAUAUUACUAAGAUUACAUUUUAUACCUGUGCUGUUUUUUUUAACGAUAUGAUCCAAAUCUUUAUUGUAUAUGUGUAAAUGUAUUCCCUUUUCAAAAUUAACUGAAAUAAACUUGAACCAUUUUGUA